AUUUUCUGGGAAAGAACUCGUGAUACUUUAGAAUUCCGAUGUUAAAUAAUAUUCAGAUGUAUUGUGAAAUCGUGAUAUUGUUCAGGCGACGAGAUGUAUAGCUGACAGGUGUCUCCUCAAAAGUCGUUUCAAGAUAGAUAUCCCUUCCUCUUGAAAACAGAUAUAUGUUUGCUUGCUGUUGUUUCCACUUAUAAAGGUAUUUUACUUAGAUCUUAACAAACCGUUCUGCACAUUAAGUUUUUCUUUAAUAAAUGGUUAGACCACUUUCAUUCCAUAAUUACACCUUCCCGUGUUUACACACCUCGCACUAAGUGGAUGGGUGUGACACUUACAACUGCUUUUGUCUGUAAGUCAGGUGCAGGUCCUUGUUUACACGAUGGCCCUCAGUCCGUUCAUGGUGUUCCAUCUUUUCCUGACGGAUGUGGCCUUGCAAGGUCACCCAGAAAUGCUAGAUCAGUCCGUGUACGUCACUUCCCCUAUGACAUGCGCGGCGCGCUGUCUGAGCAUUGACCUGUGUCAGGCGUUUUUCCUCAAGAAGUCUGAAGACAAGUACAGGUGUACGCCGGCAUACCGUCGCUUCGUUCGCCAGCUAGGCUACACAUUCAUCUUCUCGGAGGGUCAGCAUCUGUACCACGUGCAUGGAGACAGGUGCAAGCCAGACAGCGGCCUGUACUGGUACCCGUAUCUCCAGUUCUGCUUCAUGUUCAGUUCCCAGCAGGCCACCUACAAUGUCGCCAAGCAGGACUGUGAGGCUAAGGGCUUUCGCAUAGUUGUCCUAAACACGGACCUCAAGUACAACAUGACGAGACUUCGCAUCCUGCACUUUUCAGAUUUAAAUCAGCGGUCGUACUUCAUUGGGGCGGAGAGAAGUCCUGGUCAAAACAACUGGACAUGGGUGGAUGGAUCAGCAGCCAAGAACCUGGACUGGGCUCCAGGUCAACCAAGUGGCGUCACAGAAAAUUGCAUCGAUCUUCACUUGUAUCGUGAUUUCAGAAUCAAUGACCAGGGUUACAAGUGCAAGCCAGAAAGCGGCCUGUACUGGUACCCGUAUCUCCAGUUCUGCUUCAUGAUCAGUUCCCAGCAGGCUACCUACAGUGUCGCCAAGCAGGAUUGUGAGGCUAAGGGCUUUCGCUUAGCUUUCCUAAACACGGACCUCAAGUACAACAUGACGAGACUUCGCCUCCUGCACUUUUCAGAUUUUAGUCAACGGUCGUACUUCAUUGGGGCGGAGAGAGGUCCUGGUCAAAACACCUGGACAUGGGUGGACGGAUCGGAAGUCAAGAACCUGGACUGGGCUCCAGGUGAACCCAGCAACGCAACAGAAAAUUGCAUUGAUCUUAUUUUCUUUGGUACAUUUCGCAUGAAUGACGAGAAUUGUGCCUAUGGCCUAGGGUACGUGUGUGAUGUACCGAAUCCAUAGCAUCGUAUCACCUUCUGAAAGAUAACGUGGCGACAUCAUAGACUAUCUUGUGGCCGGACAACUCCAUAAUAAACCAAGUCGACCAGAGCUAUUUGACUAUGAUGUAAAGGCAGUUCGACUCAGCCAACACUAAAACUGUCUUAGAGACGAUCACAGAUGACAGAAAUUUCUAGUCUUUUUUGUCAUCUUGGCGUGUUAAAUUUGGUCUUGGAAUUGAUGAAGUGAUAUGUAGUCGUGGUAGAAUCGUCCCAAUCUAUUUAAUUUAUAAUGAAGUUGUCCACCUUUGUUGUGACACUUUAUCUGAAUGCAUGUUUCUGUAUAGAAAACAAUUUCCUAAUCGCAAAGAAACAUUCGAUGUCUGCCCACACAGAUACACACAUACCUGACACACACACACACACACACACAGAAUGUAUCCUAUCCCCUACAGACUUGUACAAUCUUACAAAGCAACUGACCUGAUGGUGUCUUUGCAGCAGAUUAUGUCCAACUUAUGUCCACUUAUUAAUUUGCCUAUUUUUAAUGUAUACUAUUAUUCCUUUACUGGAAAUGGAGAUGUGAUGGUCUUAAAGGGUUUCUUGAAAAACGUUGUACAUUACAGGUCACAAGGUAAGCCUUUGUGGACACUCACUGUUGUCUCCUUGUUAUCUUGUCGGACACGAUUAAGUCCCUUCGCAUAGCAGGCUGAGGGUGACAAACUCUCCUGUAAUCGUGUCCUUUUGUUUAUAGAUAUGUCCUGACGUGAAUAUCAGCUAUAAAUAGCCAUGUUUAUGUGUUUUUUGACAUUUCUAGAUAUCGAUGAUGAUCGCCAUGUUUGCAUUUUCCUGAAGUGGGUUGUGGCUCUUUUCCUUUCACUCUUCGCAUCAUCGCCAUUGGCAAUUGACUAACUGAAGGUCUCGCGUGUGGAGAAAAGAGAAAUAAUGAAAGCAAGUCUCUAGGAAAACCCAUCUCUAGGAAAACGAUAAACAGAGCCAGUCUACACAUCUGUGUAAAGGAGAAGCCUUAAUCCAGUCCAAGAGGUAGUUUAUCGACAUCUCUUCUUAAAAACAUUCUUCUAGUAAUUCUUGAACUGUGUGACUUUUAAUCUACAGUCAUCUGCUGAAUUUCCUAUCAUCUGCCAAUCUCCUCAUGUUACCGUUGCCUAGACUUCAGAUACCAAUCAAGCUGGUACAGCAAAGCCUUUUGCUGUGUCCGACGACCGAAGUCUUGUACUGAUCUGUCUUAGCAAGUUUUCAGUAACAUGUUAAACAGCUCCAGGCUAUCCUCACCGGUGUAACGGUAAACAAUCAAUUCAUUACAAGAGAUUAUCUUUGAAUAUUUCAUCUCAAAAACAUUGAGUUUCUGAAGAAUUUUUGAAAUAUAUCAUUGACUUUUGAUUACAGGGAUCUUCCCUUGUUUAAUACCAAACUGUUUAGUGUUGGAUGCUAAAUUUCUCACCACCUGUCACUCUCUUCAGUUUUAUUACCUUGUCAAGAGAAACCUGCUGUCUAAAGCUUCACAGAAGAAAAAACUGUAACACAGUGGAGUAAACUAGUCUAUAAAAACUGUUUUGAACAUCAAUCUCAAUACGUUACAGAAAAUUGAAAUCAAGUUCGGUUGUCGCAGUCCUUUCUUAGAUAUGCUAUAGCAAUUAUUAUCCCAUUGGUUUAUGUGAAGUCCAAAGAUAACAUAAAUAAAUUUUCUGUCACUAUUAUUAUGUAGCAGUCUGUUCUUUUGUUCUCAGUUACUACUCCAUCAGUAAAUGCACCAACGUCUGCUUUGCUCAGACGUAAAGCCAUCAACUAGAAGUAAAUAUAAACAAAGAUCACUUGUUUGAAUAGCUGCAAACUGUAUUUAACUCAGUUUUUGCGUAUGAAUUUCCCUUCCGUCGAUUGUGCGGAAGUAGGCACGAGUUUUACAGGAAUUUUAAAAACCUUUACCUGAGUACUUCAGCUUACCUGAUGAUUACUUUUACUUCACUUUUUAAAGCUCAUUGAACUCACUGUAAGUAGGGGGAAUAAACUUUAUAAUGUAUUGCUGUUGUGGUUAUUGUCUUCUUCUGGUUGUUAAUUUUUUAUAAUUUGUUUGAAAAGCGCUUUUAGGAAAAAUAAAUAUAUAUAUG
Molecule: messenger RNA, 3521 nt
Organism: Pomacea canaliculata
Lineage: Eukaryota; Metazoa; Mollusca; Gastropoda; Architaenioglossa; Ampullariidae
Product: macrophage mannose receptor 1-like
Exons: 5
Coding region: 377-1420 (347 amino acids)
Source: RefSeq, a predicted model, not a curated record